AUGCACGCUCACCACGACGGCGGCACAACAGGCGCCUCACGAACACUUGCGAACAAUGCGAGCAGCUUCUAUGGGAGCUUUUUCCCCAAGACGCGCAGCUCCCUACCACCGAUCUUUGCCUCGGUGGGCGGCCGAAGUGAUGUUGUCAAGGCUGCAGACGCCAGGAUUAGAGCUGCUGGCUCCUUCUCGGAGCUGUUGGACAUCGUGCAGGAGGGCCUGGCGCGCUUCGACGAAGGCAGCCUCGUCAUCGCAUUCUGCACUGGAGCAAAAUUGGUGGGUGAGAGGUUGCCAUCCGGGCCAACUUGGAAGGCUUUGCAGGAGAAGCUCCAUCAGGCGGUUGCGCGUUUGGAACCACGGGGCCUGUCCAUGGUGGCAUACGCAAGUGCCAAACUGGCGUGGAGGGAGGAGGCGUUUCUGCUGGACCUUGCAUCGGAGUCGACGAAGAAGGCAGCACACUUCGGUCCCACGGACGUCGCCAAGAUCUGCUGGGGAUUUACGAAGCUGGAGAUGGUGCAGCAGGUUCCGGACUUCUGGACUGCCAUGGAGACAGUGGUGCAGCGCAAGGUGCAAGAGGCUCGCCAUGUCGACCUUUCAAUGAUCGCGUGGGCGUUCGGCAUGGCCGAGCGUGGAAGCUCUGCGAUGUGCGCCGAGAUUUCAAGCGCGGCGCUGCGCUUGAUGCAGGAGUUGACUCCCCAGUGCCUGGCCAAUGUUGCCUUGGUCUUUGCUCGCCUCGGCAUAGAGAACUCAGAGCUCUUCGAGGCAAUCAGAAGGCGAACUCUGUCCCAAGUCCUCGACUUUGCGGACUUUGAUGUCACCAGCCUCUGCUGGGCGAUGGCUCGUGCCGAUGCUGUGGAUUUUGAGCUUUUCGACAAGCUUGCCAAUCACACUGUUUCCUGCGGUUUUGUGAAGCGCUACUCAGCUGAGAUGGCCGCCCAGCUGGCGUGGGCCUUUGCAGUGGCACGGGUGGCCCACGAGCCCUUGUUUUCAGAGCUCUCCGAUUUCAUGGCGCAGCAUGCGAGCGUGUUUGAGGCCCAGUAUGUGGCAAACUUCGCAUGGGCGUAUGCUACGCUGGACAUCGCCGAUGCAUCGGCUUGGCAAGCUGUGGCUCGUGAGUGCAAGGGUGGCAGGCUGUGGCGUUAUCGACCCGACGAGCUGUGUGCGGUUUGUUGGGGAUUUGCGAAAAUUGGCUGGGAGGAUGAGGAGCUCAUCGGUGACAUGGCCCAAGUCGCAUCGCACAGGAUCUCAGAGUUAGAGACCCGCUCCCUGAUCAAUCUGCUCUCGGCGUUUGUUGUGUUAUGCGACCAUCGAGGCACUCUUGACAUGGCGCAGCGCCAGGAAUCGGAUAUAGCUUCGGCGACCUUGGAGCACCAGGAAGAACUGACGUCAGUCCUGGAACGUGGGCUGUCUGAGCUGUCGACGAAGGCGUUGCAGCCUGGGCAGGAGCUGGUGGUGGCAGUUCGCCUCUUCUGCAAAGCUGGAAGAGUGACAGAUGCUUGUCAGCUGUGCUGCCAGAGGACGGACAUGACAACCUGGUCGGUCCUGCUCGCGACGGCAGAGAGGUCGGAUGCAAGCCUCGCAGCGCGGCUUUGGGACCGGCUUGCGGAGGACCUCCCGGAGCCGUUUGCCUCUGCAGUGCGACGAUGCGCUGCAACAUGCCACGGCGUUCGGAUGCAGGAGAGCUACGGCCUGCCCGCGACGCCUCAGCUGGAGGUCUCGGAGCAGUUGCAGCGACUGGCCGGCCUGCUGCGUGGUGCUGAAGCGGGAACUGGUGCUCCAUCGAUGCUAGCUGCGGGUCGGGGCGCACAGUUGGCACGCUUCACAGUGUCGCCACAGUUCGCCUUAGAUAUCCGAGGAGGAGAAGAUGCGCUGGCCUUGGCGAUGGCAGUCAGGUGCCCUGUGUGGUGUCUAGAAGACUCGGCGAUCGUUGCUGCGGGCCUACGGCGCUGCGCUGCUGCAUGGGCACCUAAUCUGGAGGUGCACAUGGGGCCAGCCGAAUAUCUCAUGGAGAAGGUCCUGCAGCGUCGUGGCGCUGGGUGCGUCGAUCUGCUUGUUCUGCACGGAGGUGGGGAAGCCCAGCUGGAGGAUUUCAGACGAGCUGAAGAUCUGCAUCUGCUCAGCCAAGGCUGCCAGCUGCUCAGUGUCGGUGUCAUGUUGCCGGGCGCACCUCGCCUCCUCUGGCAUCUGCACGCCCAUUCUGACUAUGUUUUGGAGGUGCUUGAAGUGAAACAUGAGCCCGACUCGCGCGACAACAAGGGCUGGGUGGCUUCCUGCCGCUGUUGGGGCCGUCAGAAACAGGCAGUCAGCGAGGUCAGCGAGCUGGCGGCACUGAAGGCAGAGUCCGAACAACUCGCACGUCUUUCAGGGUUGAGGACGAAGGACAUGGAGGAGCGUUUCGUCGAGCGCUUCCGGCGAUUCUUGAUCGUCCACAGUCUGUGGCCAAAACGAGGCUGUCUGACAUUGGACACUCCCAGGGGCGUGCUUGAGGCAACCAGGCCCUUUCGUGCCUUUCUGCUGGACGUAGACCCUGGCGAGCGUGCUGUGGGGCUAGAGAAGCUUCUGAUGGAGCGUUUUGGCGACAUGGCGCAGUUUGUCCAGGCAUCUGUGCUCCGAAGCAGCGACGGGACACGAAACUUGAGCGCUCAUGUCUUCCAAGAAUUGGGUAUUGCCGACACAGUGCUUCAGGCUGAAUUCCUUCGAUGGUUUCAGGAUCAUGAACGCGUCGCCGACGUCGUUUUUCCGAUGCCAGCCGAAGCCGGUGCAGGCUUUCUUCGGCCGCCCUCCGAGCCCAUCCUUCCCGCCUCGCAGACCGACCUUCCGAAAGAGAGAUCGUGGGAACGACCUGCAGAUCUUCGAGAGAUGCCGUUUGAAGACUGGCUGGUGUGGAUUGACGCUUCUGGCGAAUUGCUGAGUUACUUGCCGACUGUGCAAGAAAGCUAUGACACAGUUGCACAGAUCGCUCAGACCUACACUUCGGUGGACAAAGCUACCAAGCAGAAAGUGUUGGAUCCGUUGCUUUUCGAGGACCUUGCCAUCACCGAAGCUCAUAGGCCGCUCUUCAAGCAGUGGUUCGUGGAAGUCUGCGGAGUGAUGAUCUGA
Molecule: messenger RNA, 3096 nt
Organism: Symbiodinium sp. CCMP2456
Lineage: Eukaryota; Dinophyceae; Suessiales; Symbiodiniaceae
Source: the annotation of a GenBank genome assembly